This is a messenger RNA of Microthlaspi erraticum, 609 nucleotides long. NCBI's taxonomy places the organism in Eukaryota, Viridiplantae, Streptophyta, Magnoliopsida, Brassicales, Brassicaceae. The record is from the annotation of a GenBank genome assembly.
AUGUUCUUGAAGGUGAACUGGACGACCCUCUGGUCUUUGCUCUGGAGGGUCGUGGUUGAAGUUUCUGUCAGAUUUGAACGGCGUGGUGGUUUUGGAGGCUUUGAGGACGAGCUUCCGCCGUCGAUUUGUUCAAGGAGGUGGGUUUUCAGCUGCAAUGUUCUCGUCAGGGCAGAGACGGUGUGGUCUCCGGUAAACCGGAGAGUGGCUCAUUCCAUCCUCUCUCUCUUUUCUUUCUCGCCGGUGGCUGUUGUUGGGCGGUGGUCGAACGCAACUGUGGAUUAUCUUCUCAGUUUUGGCCUUCCGUGUGGCCCCUUUCAACUUCUUCUGUUCUCGCUAGCGCGCAGAACGAAGCUUCGGAAGUUUGGCCGCGCGCGGAGGAGUUCCCGACGUCCAAAAGUUACGAUCUUGAUAUGGAAAGAUAGAUACUUGAGUCAUGCAUCACGUCGAAGUGGAAUGAAGCCAUUUGGAUCAACUAUGAGGCCUAGACUUAUUUUCUACCGAGACAUGUCCGGUAAGCGAGUAAACGAAGCCCAUGGAGGAUUUGGAGUGUCUAAUGGCCCGAGCAGCAGCGCCAAAGGCCUUGAUCGAAUAGAGAAGAGGCCUGGCUAA